Messenger RNA from Cloeon dipterum, 968 nucleotides. RefSeq lists its product as uncharacterized. NCBI's taxonomy places the organism in Eukaryota, Metazoa, Arthropoda, Insecta, Ephemeroptera, Baetidae. Bases 33 to 896 code for a protein of 287 amino acids. The transcript has 8 exons. Gene Ontology annotation, molecular function: odorant binding. The record is from RefSeq and is a predicted model, not a curated record.
CUGAGGCACAACUUCACUCAAACGAGACCAUCAUGCUGAAGUUUGCAGUGAUUUUCUGUCUGAUUGUGGCGGUCGCCGUUCAGGCGGAGCCCAAGAGAAAAGAUCCCGGAGAUGGAAAGAGAGGAGGAGGCCCACCUGAAGGAGGACCUGAAGGCAAACAAAAGAUGGAAGCCAUGAUGAAAGCUUUCGAUGCUGAACCCCGUGCCUGCAACCCCAUGUUCCUGAUCAAUGCAAAGGACUGCGUUAACGUCCCGGUCGUUUUCUCGAAAGAGGUGUUCGGCAAGUGUGGAGGUCAUGGAAAACAUGGGCCUAAAAAGGACAGACGUCGCAAAGCCAGAGAUGCUGGUAGCAAAGGUGGUCCUGGAAGCAGCGAGGAAGGUAAAGAUCGCGGUAAAGGAUGCGAUCCAUUGUGCGUUGCUGAGUGCGCUCUCAAUAUUACCAAUCACCUCGACACGAACGGAAACAUCAAUAUAGAUGCCAUCAAAGCGAGCUAUGCCCAGCAGACAGCCAACUCACCUGAAUGGGCUAAAAUUGCAGAGGACGCCAUCACCGCUUGCAUGGACAGUGUAACGAAUCAACCACCUAUUUACGCCAACUCGAGCGCAAACAACACUCAGAAGUGCAGUGACAAACCCAUGCGUUUCAUCACUUGCAUCCAGAGGCAGUUUGUCCUAAAUGCGCCAACAGGCGAGCAGGUAACUACUACUCCAUCAGGCCAGCCAAACCCAGGGCCUCAACUGCCGUCUUGCGAAGAGAGGAAGACAAAACUGCAAAAUUGCGACCCGAACUUCAUCAUCCAGUUGCCUAAGGGAAAGAAUGGCAAGCUCCAGAAAGGUGCAAAGGGGAGACGCAACGGUGAUAAACUGAAAGUGAAGAGAGGAAGAAAGCAAAAUUGAGGAAAUUAGAAUCUGAAUAAAGCAAAAAUGCUUGAACCUUAGCCCAAUAUAGCAAUGGGCUUCACAGAUAAA